CCACUCCUACACAGAUGUUGGUCAUUGGUGUGAUUAAACAGGAAGUGUAUAUAUAAUUCCACUUCUCUGUUGCUUUGGCACAUUUAGUCAUGUUUCUUCAUUUCAGCCUAGGGGUGAUACUUAUCCUUGCUUUUGCAACAGCUGAUGAUGAAGCUAUCACAAUAAACUGUCGAAAAGACUCCGUUAGCAUCACAUGGAGGAUCAGUCCAGAACUGGCGCCAUACGCGACCAGUCUUUUCCUUGGAAAUGUUUGCAUUCGGUCAAGUAUGAAUAGCUUGCCAAAUGGAGAUUGGGAACUACAUUUUGACUAUAGGUUUAUUGACUGUAAAUUUAAGAAAAAGAUAAAAGGAAAACAUCUUAUCCAUCAAAAUGUAUUGAGCUACAAACCAGGGAAAAAAUCACAAUCGCCAGUUUAUGAGUAUUUCUUUGAAUGCGUCCAGAGAAGGCCCGAAGGGUGGAUUCCUCCAUUCUUGAACCCAGGUGCCAGUGUUUCUAAAGGACAAGGUGGCCUUGUCUUCCACAUGGCACUCCUCAAUGAACAAAUGUCAGGCACCGCAAAAUCGAACAUAAUUCAGCUGGGCUCGUUCAUGCCGAUCUGGGCAGCUGUGGAACAGAAAGCUCACCAACCGUUGCGUUUGUUCAUGGAGGAAUGUGUCGCAGCCCCAACUGCCAAGCUGCAGCCAGAACAGCAGAUUUACCCCAUCAUUGAGAACAAAGGGUGUCUUAUAGACAGUGUUAAAGGAAAUUCAAAGUUCCUUCCUCGAUACCAUUCAUCUGCACUCGUACUUUCCCUGGAGUCAUCCAUGCUUGGUGUCGGAAAGGUGUACAUCCAUUGUAAACUUGUUGCAUGGGAUCCCGAUGUCCUCAACACAAGCAAGAAAGCUUGUCAAUUUUCAAAGGAGAAUGUCGGAUGGGAGUUGUUGGAUGACCCAUCCCAGAGUGACCUGUGUAGCUGCUGUGAUGAGUCCUGCAAAUCUCUGCACAAAAGAGCUGCACAAGAUUCCCAGGGGCUGAGUCAUGUUUCUGUUUUGGGGCCUUUGGUCAUCGUGGAUAUGUCGGACAGCGGCAUGCUGACAGCCUAAUUAGGAACUGGAGUCCUUUUCAUUAGCGAUGAGCCUGUCAUAAACACUCAUAAAUGUUGGUUGUGGAGGAAAAUAAAAUGCUGUUGGACUCAA
Corythoichthys intestinalis (scribbled pipefish) is the source of this 1175-nucleotide messenger RNA. RefSeq names its product zona pellucida glycoprotein 3f, tandem duplicate 2 (gene zp3f.2). Lineage: Eukaryota; Metazoa; Chordata; Actinopteri; Syngnathiformes; Syngnathidae. The coding region runs from base 90 to 1082 and encodes 330 amino acids. The record is from RefSeq and is a predicted model, not a curated record. The transcript has 9 exons.